This is a messenger RNA of Hemiscyllium ocellatum (epaulette shark), 7351 nucleotides long. RefSeq names its product protein TASOR 2-like. The transcript is spliced from 25 exons. The record is from RefSeq and is a predicted model, not a curated record. The coding region runs from base 424 to 7332 and encodes 2302 amino acids. Gene Ontology annotation, cellular component: nucleoplasm. Lineage: Eukaryota; Metazoa; Chordata; Chondrichthyes; Orectolobiformes; Hemiscylliidae. Gene Ontology annotation, biological process: negative regulation of gene expression, epigenetic.
AGAUUGGGUUUACAGAUUGUUCAGGAAGUGCUGCCUCGCUCCUCCUUUUUCGCGAUCAUGUUCAAUGGCGCACCAAGCUUUCUGUUUCUGUAUAUACCCUUCCUGAUGUAGUGCUUCCGCCUACAUACAAGAAGCCAGAACGCUGCACGUUAUUCGCCGUCGACGGCGCCGAAGUUUCCGCAGUGAUUUGUUCAGUUUAAAUUGACUGACGGUGUAAUUUUCUUCAGGUUUGGCUGCGCCUGAACUGCGAUCCCCCUUGUCCCCCUACCCCUGGGGAAAUGUCAGCUUUGUCCUGAUCGAGGGCAUCUCGCUCCUUUCUCCGAUGCCGAUUCUCCUCACGUGGAGUUUUUCAUUUUCUUGUACGUUGAGAAGCGACGGCAACAAGACGGACCUGCUCUCCCGGCCUGCGAGGGGACGCGUGAGAUGAUGCCUUCUCCUCCUGGUCGCUUGCUGAGUUGUCAGGAACCGUGUCCCUCAGCUCGAGUCGGCUCUCCUCCAGCAGAAACCUUUUGUACUGCGUCCCCCACCUCCAGCCAGUUCAGACAGGAAACCUUUCCAAUCUUGCAGCAGGCAUACUUGGAUUCAUCGUCAGGGAAUUACUUUCAGUACAACCAAGUGACACUAGUGAAUAAUGCACAACUUCUAGAUCAGUACAAUGCUUGUCGGUUGGAUCUAGAGGUGAAAGGUUAUAACCAGGAUGAACUUGCUGAGUCCUUUGCUUUCUUACUGUUUGAAACAGAAGAUCAGGCAAAAGCUGUCUGUGUAGAAGGAUUGAAGGUUGGAAGCAGUGACAUUACAACUCUAGGAGAUCCACUGAAGGGAGUUUAUCUUUGUAAAUAUUCAGACUUCCUUCAUCCCAAGCCAUGGUACCAUGGAAAGUGUGGCUUUAUUGUAAUUUUUAAAAUAAUUAAGGGUAGAGUGAAGUCUAUGAUUGAAAAUUACACAGCGGAUUUGACUGAGCCAUCUGUUGGUUACAACUGCCAUGUUUCUAUAAACAGUGAUACGGUUUCUUCCAUAACAAGCCAUUUUCAAGCUUUUGAGCUGACCCAGUAUUAUUUGUAUGAGUUUGGACACUGUGAUGUUCUCCAGCGCCCUCGACAGAUUUAUCCUUACGCUAUUGUAGCAUUUCAUUACUCUGACAGCAAGUACAUCAUGGCAGACUCAGCAAAGACUGAGUUGCUUAUUCCUGAAAUCCAAGUGGAGUACUAUCCUUGGAAAGGACAACUCGCCAACAAAGGCAAAGUGAUCAAUGUAACUCUAAAAUCAAAUGGCAGUCCAUUGAUGCCGGUCGUUUUACCAACUAAGCUUGAAAUUGAGUACGUGAUGAGCAUUGGUGAACUGAAAAGCAAACUGCCACAGGGAGUUUUUGAAAGAGAAAAAUACAAAUUUAAAGAAGUUUGUUUGGAAGGUUUUUAUUGCAGUUGGUAUGAACUGGUGGCAGACACAGAGGGAGGAGAAGCGCUUUGGCUGGAUCCUUUGAUAAAUGAAUUGGAGGAAAAGAAACUGGCAGUUGUAAAGCGCUUAAACGAUCAGGGGCUACUCAUACUGUUCAGCGAGUCUGUUUCCAAUCCUACCAGUGGAGGCAGCCAGGCUACUCAUGAUGCAUUACAAGCUUUAUUCAUUUUCAAAACACCCAGAAUUUCUCAUCUCAAAGAAACGAAUCAGGUGAUGCGCACACUUCUCCAGGAUAGGAUUACUCCGUUGCUUCCUGGUUAUACGUAUGCUGUGACAACAGGUCUGACAUCCACUGAUACUCCAUCAAUUCCGUGGAACAAAGUGGUUGAGGAUCAACUUGUGCAGUAUUUCAAAACAACUUCAAAGCAGUCCAAACGAAGAGGUGUUGCCACAGGCCGUCAUUCUCCAGUUUCUGUGGGGACACUGCCAAAGAAAGGAGAGCCGCCAAUUCCUGGAGACUCCUGGAGAACCAGAAUUUCCCAACUCUCUCCUUACUUUGCCAACCCCGCAAACUACCUACUACCCGUGUCAAGAGUCCUGAAACUUAAGGGUAAUGUCCUCAAGCUGUGCCACAACUCUGGCGCCAAGCCAAAGGUCUUGUGCCAGUCUAGUGCCUCAGACCCACAGCCCCCUAAUGCUGGGUCCCCGCGGGUAACGAGGGUGUCAAGAUCCAAAAAGGUUCAAGGGAAAGAUGCCCUGCCUGUGGGCUUGCCAGUACCAAGGGCGCCUCCUCGGUCUGGGAUUACAGUAAAGGCCACAUCACAGAACCAAGCAAAUGGUCAACCAGGCAAGACUGUGGGAAGAGGUAACUCGGUCAGCAAGCCGAUUGCAGAGAGCAAAGUCUCUAACAGAGGGAAAAGGAAGGCAGGUAAACCUUUACAGGUCCUCGCCAGCGCCGACUGCACAGUCAGCAACAACGCAGCCAGCGUCCCUUCGGCAAGUCCGGGAUAUUCCACACAAUCCGUUCGCAAUAAUAAAAGAUCCCGGGCACAGUCGGCCAAAGGCUUAUCCAAGGAAUCACCUGCCCGACCUGAGGUGAACACUAAGAGACCAAAAACUUCUGCAGCGCCCCCUCAAACCUCUGCAGCAGGCAGAGCGGACAGCAACUGUGUGGACACAGGGAUGACUGCGCUGGAUAAGGUGCCCAGCCAGUACACUGAAACUGUUUGUGUUACAGGAAUAAACACGCAGCAGGUUUCGAGGUAUGGUGUCUGUACCUGGAACAUUGUUGGAAACGUCUCUGAUAACGAGCCUGCCUCCCUUCAGCCGUUGUCCCUGUGUGCUGGUUUAGGUUUGUUACAGGAGAAGAAAGCGCUAGAGGUGAAUAGGCAGCCAUCCCAGGAGGAUGUCGACAACAAAGUGGGGCAGACGGACGCACUAAAUAUUCUUGCUGACCUUGCAAUUAAUUCUGCUAUCGCGGCAGUAGCAACACCGAAGCAACACUGCACUUUGACUUUUCAUCAGGCAUCUGGGACUUGUGCCGCCGCUGAGAGCUCAUCUGUUGGGAGCGGUGAGCAAUUAAACCAUUGUUCCAAUUUGCUUGACAACCACAGUGAUGGUUUGCGAAAUACAGAACUCGGGGCACAGAACAUCAUGUCAUGGGCAGCAGAAAGCCACCACGAAGGCGGGGGAGAAUUCUCUGAAAGUCGGGUGGCCCCGUCUUCUGCGUCAUCGAGUCUAGAAGGUCCUCCUUGUGCAGCCCCAGCUCGCUCUAAACCCGAAACCUCGAAGGUGCCGAAGUCUCAGUCUCGAGUUGCUAAGGAGUCUGCUCACCGAUCCUCGGCCACUCCCCGCAGUUCUCACCCCUUGGGAGACCAUUCGUAUUCUCGGCCACCGAGGGAUAGAGAGCCUGUGUGUUCAGCUGUUGCUAACCCAGUGUCAUCCGAGAGUGAGUCUGGGGUGUGUCAGUCUGUAUCAAAUCAAGGACAGAACGAGAGUAGAGACUCAGCUGUGUCGGAUACGAGUCAUAUUUCACAAUCACAGACUGACCUUGGCUCUAAGGAUGAAGAAAGAACAUUAGUUGGGAGAGUGUUACCCUUCAGACGUGAAGACCCAUGUUGGACAAAUGAUACAAAUACUGUGUCAGCUCCACUGAAAAGCAAUGGUGCAUUGGGAAGGAGCGACCAGGUCACUGUCUGUACUAUUGCUGAUUCAUCACAGAGCAGGUUCGAUGAAGAUUUCCAAUGCUCUCGCCGUGUACAUGAGGAAAAAGACACUGUGAAGGUGACAUUUGAAUGGAAAGGACCAUAUUUGUACCAGUGGGACAGCAAAUAUACAAAUGAUUCACUGGAGAAAUCUGUGAAUCGGGCUUUGCAUGGGCCCUGGGAUCCAACGAUCCAAGAGACCAUGAAGGAAGUGAAGCUUAUUCUUCACAUGUGGAUCGGAUUGUUUUAUACCAAGUCUAGUGAGAUGCUGCAGACCUCGAUCAGGCAGGUACAGGAACGCUAUGGGACUCUGGAACCUGCUGCAGGAGAUCUACACACAGAACUGACUGCUAUGGGACAGCCUGCUUUCAGUGAAAGUGGUUCUGAAUCAGCCACUUCAGAAACGCAGCAGACGGCAGAAGUAAUCAUCUCGUCCGUGAUUAAGAGGAUUGAGAAGAAAUCAAAUCUUGUCACUUCUUGUGAUGGUGAAACACUCCCUUGUGUCACUUUGCAACCAGAUGAAGAACAUCCUCUGGAUGAUGAAGGUGCAAGCAGUAAUGAUAACAUACAAGGUCCAGAAGCAUUAGGUUGCAGUGGUGGUCUGCAAGACUCAGCACACAUCUCUUCUGGACAGGAGUGUGAACAGGAACCCACUAAUAACCUACAUGCUGCUGGACUGGAACAGGAAAACCAGGAGCCCAAUUUGUCUCUAAAGUUGACUUCAUUAACAGAUGACAGGAACAUGACUGACUUAGUACAAUACAAGGAUGUCCAGGAUGCAGUUGAUGGAUCUUUGACAGAAAGAAACCUGGUGGACUCAAAUCAAGCAGACAACAGAGAGAAUGCUUCUGUUACAAAACAAACUGAUAAUACUCAGCAACAUGGACUGGAUGAUUCUGAAGCAAUGGAGAGUGAGAGUCCUUUGCCACAACCUUCAACAUGUACAGUUUCUGUUGUGGAGAAGCCAAGAAGUGUGGAUAGUGUCGAUAAUCCUGAGCUGGAAACUACAGAAGUGGAAAUCAUUCGGCAGUCUUCGGUUAUUAAAGAGAUGCUUGAUAUCCAGCUGCCGGCAAAGGAACCAGCUCAGAGGACAGAGAGCUUGAACUUGAGGAAUGCAAGUGCUUCACCGAAUUGUGAACAAGUGGACAAUCACAGUGAAAAUAGACUUCAGACUGAACAGCUGGAUAACCUUGCUAGUUCAGAGGAUGUUGAAAAUACAACAAGCACAGAAGACGUGGAAGCUAUCAAAGACACAGUUGCAAAUGAAAGAAGCAUGCCACAGGAUACAUUUAAUGGAGUGGAUCAUAUUGAUACUGCUUUACAAAGCUCUCCUUUGACAAGUGAUGUACCAAGUCACACUCGCACUCGAAACUCUUCAGAAUCUUGUAAUGUCAUCAUACCCAACAAUGACCAGACUGUAGAUACCAGUCAUCCAAUGUACAACACAUCUGAGCCAUCGGUGAAAGAAAGUACUUGCUCUUAUGUUGAAAGUUGUGCCAGUGAUCAUUUAUUCCGAGAUGUUACAGAGACACAGAGGAAGAGAGGUAUUAGAAGGUUGGUGAGUGAUGGGGAGAUUACAAGUGAUUCUGAUCCUGAAUGUCUAGGCAGUGUGAAAUCUCGAUCCCCUAGUGAUGAAUUGAGAAGGCAAUUAAAACCUCAAGUUACCUUUAAUCAAAACUGUGCAUGCAACCUGAAAGCUCAGCAAAAGCAGGAGUUAGUUUGGUCCAAGGACUUUAUUGCGCCUUCUGAAAGGUAUGAUGGCCCUACAGAAUCUGCUUUUACUCUCAAAGACUUUUCAGAAGGUUCAGAUAUUAAAAUACCAUCGGUCACUAGAGAAUUUUCUGGAAGCAAAAAUGUGUCCAGGAUAACUUGCAAUGCCAGCAGCCAGAAGAUCAAAAGGAAAAGGAAUGCACACAGAGAGACAUCUGAUGAUGGAGAUUCAGAAGAUGGGGAUUUCAGAGUGAAUUGGAACAGCCAAAGUGGGCUGCUGCGCAUGCAAAAUGUUGAUGUGAAUCAUUCACCAGAACUUUUAGAGGAGGAGAUGAGUGACAGUGAUGCCCCUGUGCCUCUGACUGUUAAAAUCCCAGAUCUUUUUGGAAGACCGAAAGUCUACCGAAACUUUACUGUCACUGCAGAGACCCGGUGGAAAUCUAACCAGCCAACACGACGCAGAUGGAUUACCAGGACCUGCUGUAAUUGGCAAAGGGAGCGUACUGCUACCCACCCUUCGGGAAAGUGUGACUGGAAUGCAAAUCACUAUAGAAACACCAGUUCAAUUGAGAAAAUUCUCAACUUGGAGUAUAUCAAUUUUUCUCGGGAUCUCAAAAGUGUGGUGAACAGAGCAACCGCUGGGCCAUUCACAAGCCACUUUUCAUCUUCCAGGGAUGGAAAUAGAACAGCCCUGAGGAAGAGAAGUAUCCAAAUGGUUUCCAGUGGGAGACUAACUGGGAGGAGGAACCCACUGACUGUGACAAUAUCAUGCCGAAAGGUUGACCAAUGCAAUGGGAGGCAGUUGCCCAAUAAAACAUGGACACCUUGUUGGACAAAUGGAGGGGAUGAGACUUUGCAACGAGAAACUGAUGCAUUUACCAGACCGAAGUGUUACACGAGUUUCAUGAACAGUCACAAGAGGCCAUGCAGUCAACCUCAUGUUGUGAUUCGCGAUUCAGUGGAGCGUGCAGAUAGGAUGCCAAGAAAAUCAUGUUGCACCAGGGAGAAAGGAUCACCUUUGGCUGAUGAGCUGCUAAAUGCAAAACGGAAGGAAUACAAAGAGCUUCAGGGUGAUGGGAGGAAAAGAACUGAUCCAUUUUUGUGUCUAAUAACUGAGUUAUGCAGUGACUUGCACCAGAACUUAAGUGAAGUUGUAAAAGAAUCCUGGAAAGGCACUUUCAAGUUUUAUGUCUUUGAAACAAAUUCUGAUCCAUUUUUUAAGGAAAUUAAGGAAUGUCUAAAGAAUGAAGGACAUGUGGAGAUUGGACUGCUGGAUCUCUCAGUGCUACAGCCACAUCAUUGUGGCAAAGUUCUUGUUAUUAUUAGAAAUGAAGACAUAUCAGGGCACCUGCACCAGAUUCCGCACUUAGUGGAAUUGAAACAGAUGCCAUGUGUUCAGUUUGCUGGUGUGGAUAACGCAGAAGAUAUAAAAGACCAAACAUUCCAAGAGUUAUUUAGCUCUGGAGGUUUUGUUGUUUCUGAUGGGACAGUGCUGAACAAUGUAACUCCAGAAUGCUUGCAACAGAUUUCGUCCGUCCUGGAACAGCUGAGUGCUGAGCGUGCCUGGAAGUGGAUGAUUCAUUUCAAAGAACUCAAAAAACUGAAGGAGAUGGCAAGAGAGGACCACACUGCAAAGAGAAAGGUUUCUCUGUUGACUCGGAAGAUUACAGAAAACCUUGUGGAAGUUCUCCCUUUCCACGCAUGUGAUUCCAGGUCCAAGGAGAAGCCUGACUAUCUCAGCUGCCUUGUGAAGCUACAGGUUCAGAAAAUAAGUUCCAGGUUUGCAGUGUUUCUUACAGGGAAACCUGAGAACCGAGAUCUCUUCGCACAAAGUGGAAUCCUUGUUACAGACGUAAACCAUUUUACUAAAAGUUUGAGAAUGCUAACAACUCCUACACAGGACAGUUUGGCCACAGAAAAUGCUCUUGUGGAAGGAGGUCACUACUCAGAGAUUCACUUGGAGCCAUCUUAUGGGAAAAAUAAAGUCACCCAGAAUUUGCAAAUGCCAUCCACCUUGUUCUGAUUAUGAUCCUAACAUCGUA